This is a messenger RNA of Trematosphaeria pertusa, 357 nucleotides long. RefSeq lists its product as uncharacterized. Lineage: Eukaryota; Fungi; Ascomycota; Dothideomycetes; Pleosporales; Trematosphaeriaceae. The coding region runs from base 1 to 357 and encodes 118 amino acids. The transcript has a single exon. The record is from RefSeq and is a predicted model, not a curated record.
AUGUGCUUCUUCGAUCAGCACCGUUUUGCCUGUGGCGAUUGGAAGUGGGGCCAUUUCCGCCAGCACUGCGCCAAGGAGUACCGCAUUGGCGAAACGUGCGGCAUGAAGCUCAUCAUGCAGACGGUGCCUGUCCAAACGAAGUGCAAGCUCUGCGAGAAGAUCGACACGAAGAUGAGGCGCCGGGCCUCCGAGGUGGAGCGCAUCAACCGGUGGCAGCGCGAGGGGACCAAGUUCCGAGCGUCCAUUGACAAGUCGUUGGACACGAUCCGGGGUCUGGAUAGCGAGAUCUAUGAGCUGAGCUGCGAGCGCAACCGCAGGCUGCAGGGCAUUGGUGCCCUGACCAGCACCCAUGCCUGA